CUUGCGACCACUUCACGCUUGUCACCUAUCAUGGCCAGUCAGUCCCUGUCCAUCAUGCAUGGAUGCUGCUUUGGAUCUCCAUAUGCCAGGUGGCCAGUCCUGUUCAAGCUUCUGGCAGAUCCACAUGGGACAACUCAAUUCUCGACGUCUUUCCCAUUGCCGUCAUGGCAAAUGCCUUGUCCCAUCCCAAUUCCUACCAAUACGCAGGCUAACAUUGAAGCAGGGCCCUUUUCCUGACAGGGUAACCUCUGAUCCUGGUUUCUCCUGUGAGCGUCACAUGAAGAUUGAUAUACAGUUACAAUCAACAUCACAUUAGGUCGGUUCUUGAUGCUUCAACGUUCUCCACCUGGGCGGGUCGCUAUACCAAAAUGAAGACCCUACACCUCCCGAUGUUUUGUCACACAUGGUUCGACCGGAUCUAAUGAAAAGGCCUCGUACACAGCAGUGCUUUUAUUUUGCCUGUGAUCGGAAUACGAACGAGAGCCUGUCCUCUCUCCAUCAUUCGGCGUCUCGUUCCAAUUGUCGUCCCAUGAGACAUGCUGGCUGAGUCGACUACGAUUCCACUCAUGUUGGCACUUUACCUUUGGCCCCUGGCGACCCUGGCCCUUAUCUGCUAUGUUCCAGCUUCGUCAUAUGCCUCUAGCGAAAUCCCAACGAAUCAAAGCCGAACCAAUGAUUGCCAAAAUACAAUGUCGGUUUUUCCUUGCUGAAUCCUUUCCCAGGCUGUCACCGAAGUCAGCAUCGUCGGGGACUCGUGUAAUCUCGUUACUGCUAGCUAACACUCAGGACUGGACCCAACAUUCCAGCGCCCGGCAUGGCUAUCUUUCUCCACGAGGACAGUGGAUCAGUCGACCCUGUCAAACCAAAACCUUCUGCAGUGCCCGUCUAUGGUGGUCCCGAGGUUGGUUUAGCAAAUCACUACAAUGGCUGAAAAUGUCUCAAAGGGCUUCACUUGCCUCUCAGCUGUGAUACAUCUUACGCCAGGGAAGACAAUAGCACCGUGUGCCACAAGUUCAGCUGAAGCAGCGAUGGUGUCCGCGAGGCUAGCCCAUGGACAAAAUACGAAUGCAAUGCUUCGAUCAGUGAUCAAGGCCGUACCCUCGUCUAUUGUCUUGUUUGUCAAUCCAUUCCCAUCAUUCUUUCUCGAUCUUCCAUCGAACUGGGCUAUCUUCCCUUCACCACACUCGUUCAUGGUCUAUCCUUACUGUCACCGUCCUACCGAGCCCCUUAUCACCUUCGUUUCACAUUCUCUUGCCCUUUGAGUUUCGUUCACUUCCAGUACCUAUCAUUGCCUUCCAGAGCCAUGUUCGACAUGCUCUUCCUGUUCGCAAGUUUCCUUGUCACGAUCAAUGCUCUUCGAUAUGAUCCGCUGUAUACACAAUACAACCUUAAUGAGAACCAGACCGCCGUCCAUCCGCUUGAUUACUGGGGAGAAUGGUCGGGACACAACUAUACACCCUCCCCCGAAAACUGGAGAUUUCCGUGGUACACUCUGUUCCUCGACCGCUUUGUGAACGGCGACCCUUCAAAUGACAACAUAAAUGGCACUUCUUUUGAGCACGACACCAAUUCUAAUCAAAUGCGACAUGGCGGGGACCUGCUGGGUCUCGUGGAUACUCUUGACUAUCUUCAAGGCAUGGGCAUCAAGGGCCUCUAUAUCGCUGGGUCCCCUUUCAUCAAUAGUCCCUGGGGCUAUGAUCAAUACUCCCCUCUAGACCUCUCCCUCCUCGACCAACACUUCGGGAACAUCGAGAUGUGGAGAACAGCAGUCACAGAGAUCCAUUCAAGGGGCAUGUAUGUCAUCCUGGACAAUACCUUCGCGACCAUGGGAGACUUGAUUGGUUUCGACGGUUAUCUCAAUACGACAACCCCAUUUACGCUGCGCGAGCAUGAGGUGCUUUGGAAAACAGACCGAAGAUAUCAUGACUUCAGUAUCGGCAACUCUUACAAUGAUACUUGCCAAUACCCCAAGUUUUGGUUGGAAGAUGGCUUCCCGGUAACCAACGACGUCACAGACCAAAUGAUCGGCUGUUACGACAGCGAAUUCGAUCAAUAUGGAGAUACAGAGGCUUUUGGAGUAUUUCCUGAUUGGCGAAGGCAGCUUUCGAAGUUUGCUUCAGUCCAAGACCGUCUAAGAGAAUGGCAUGAACCGACCCGCCAAAAAAUAGAAAACUUCUACUGCAUGCUUGUUGCUCAGCUCGAUAUUGAUGGCUAUCGCUACGACAAGGCAACACAAAGCACUGUCGAUGCCAUGGGAUCCAUGAAUGACGCUAUGCGCCAAUGCGCCCGUAGAUUCGGAAAGAGUAACUUUUUCCUUCCUGGAGAGAUUACCGGCGGAAAUGUUUUUGGGUCAUUAUACAUUGGUCGCGGACGACAGCCCGAUAUGCUUCCCGAAAAUCUUACAGCUGCUAUCACCAUGACAAACACUUCCGAUAGCAAAUACUUUCUCAGACAGCCACAGUAUGGAGGUCUCGACGCGGGCGCUUUUCACUAUACAGUCUACCGGACUCUGACGCGGUUUCUGGGUAUGGACGGUAAUCUCGAAGCCGGCUACGACUCUCCGACGAAUUGGGUGGACAUGUGGAACAAUUUCCUAUUGACAAAUGAUUUUGUCAAUCCAAAUACUGGAAAGUUCGACCCGAGGCAUAUGUACGGCACGGUCAACCAAGAUGUCUUCCGUUGGCCUGCAGUAUCAAAUGGUAUACAACGUCAGCUCUUGGGGAACUUUAUUACCAGUAUCCAGCUCCCUGGGGCACCUCUUCUCCUUUGGGGUGAGGAGCAGGGCUUCUAUGUCCUUGACAACACGGCAUCCAAUUAUAUCUUUGGGCGUCAGCCCAUGUCUUCUGCGACGGCGUGGAAGACCCACGGUUGCUAUCGAUUGGAUUCAACACAAUACUUUGAAAUGCCACUUGACGCUGCUCGCCGUGGCUGUGAGGAUGACACAGUGAUCUACGACCACCGCGAUCCUUCUCAUCCAAUCCGGAACAUCAUUCGGCACAUGAAUCAACUUCGAGAACAGUUCCCGGUUCUGCAGGAUGGCUUCUUCCUCCAACAGCUUUCCAACCAAACUCACCUCAUACAGUACCCCGGUUCGGGAAACACCACUACUGAGACUGGAAUGUGGUCUGUGUUACGAUCAUCUUUUGCCGGCCACCAAGAUCUCAGUGGCAUCGGUGCAGGCAACCAGCCUGUAUGGCUUCUCUAUUCUAACCAGAACGCUUCCCAGGUUUACGAGUUUGAUUGUCUUAACAACAUGACCGACAUGAAUACGACCAGUUUGGUAUCUCCCUUCGAUGAGGGUACAACCGUGAAGAACUUAUUCUAUCCAUACGACGAACACACCUUGCAGACCAGCGCCCAUUCACUGGGGAUCAAUGGAUCUACUGAACGAAAUGGUUGUUUGAGAGAGCUAGACAUGGAAGCCUAUGACUUUCGUGCCUACGUUCCUAUUGACCAGUGGUUAGGACCUAAGCCCAUGGUAACACAUUUUAGUCCUGGUCAUGAUGCACGUCUAUUAUCCGCCGUCGACAUCAACGGGACAGAGUCGCUCGAUGUCGAGUUCAAAUUCUCCACAGAAAUGGACUGUGAUAGCGUCACCGCCAGCGUUAUUUUCAACUCAUCAAGUGCAUCAGGAACUACGCCCUCUUUGGAUCGAACCACCGUAAGGUGCGAAAGAUUGAGCACACCCGAGACACCUGACUACGUAGGAGCAAUCUCAUCAACAUGGGCAUGGUCUGCUACUCUGCGAAACGUCUCGAAUGGUAUACAUGCCAUCACACUUCGGAAUGCAUCAGCUCUUUCUGGUGACCACACCAAUGCUGUGGAUCGAUUCUUGUUUAGAAUUGGCCAACAGGAUAACCCGAUAGUGUUUCCCACGACGGCAAAUUAUUCAUCCACACUCGUCAACAAAGCUGGCCAUGGAACUCUUUUGCUUUCUCAUGCCGCUCCUGGCGCUGACAAGUGGCGAUACUCGACAAACUGGGGUUCUUCGUUUUCCGAGUGGCUCCCCUAUACUGGAGGUGAAGUGGAAAUCCACGAGCAAGCCUGGUCUGGUACCAAACUUCAAGCAUGGAAAGGUACACAUGUUCGCGUGGAGUACUUCAGCCGCUUGGCUGGCAGCGCCGAUCAUAUUCAAGAGGGCGAUGUGGACCGGACAACUCUCCGCCGAUUUCCGCAUUUGUUUCUCAACGGCCCAUACAACCUUUAUGGCUAUGAUGCUGGAUUGAACAAUCGAAUGGAGCUUACAGACAACGCCACCUGGUCGCACCAUUUCAUGACUGAGUGGCUAGAUGAUGGGACUUUGGCACAGAUCAACGUGUGGGGUAUCAAUCCAGAUGGCGAUCCAGACCAAACACAAGUGUUUGGAGAUGUUGAUGGUGACAGCGUCCUCGACAGGCUGCCACCAUCUUCACUAUCAGAUCUCGUCCUCAAUAUCACACAACCCCCUCCAAAGCCUUAUCUAGGGUGGCAAAUCGCUGUCAAUGAUGGUACUCUUCGCUUUUCGCUCACUCCAUCAGGUAACAUGUGGAAUCAGCUCAUCCUGUACAUUUUGUUAUGGACGAUCCCCAUAAUCUCGGCCGGAACUGCCGCAUGGUUGUUUGUCCAGUCAUUUUACGACGUCAAAUUCAAUGAAGUUGGAAUCUCCGAAAAGGCCACCCUUGUUGGCGCGAUCUUCAAAAAGCCCUUGAAGAAGCUUGUGGAUGCAGAAGACAGUCCUGGUAUCUUGGGCAAGUUUUCUCGCAAGCCAAAGUUCUUGCAAGAGACCGAUACUGUCUUGAACCAAACUCGUCGCAAAACUGUCUUGAUUGCGACGAUGGAAUACGACAUUGAAGACUGGGCUAUUAAGAUCAAAAUUGGAGGGUUGGGGGUCAUGGCUCAGCUCAUGGGAAAGAAUUUGGGCCACCAAGACCUCAUCUGGGUCGUACCGUGUGUCCGAGACGUUGACUACCCCGAAGAUACAAAGGCUGAGCCAAUGACCGUCACUAUUCUCGGCAAAACCUUUGAAGUACAAGUCCAGUAUCAUGUCCUCCGAAACAUCACAUACAUUCUACUGGAUGCGCCAGUAUUUCGGCAACAAACAAAGUCAGAGCCCUACCCACCCAGAAUGGAUGACCUCGAGUCCGCCAUUUAUUAUUCGGCUUGGAAUCAAUGCAUUGCUCAGGCUUUGAAACGAUUCCCCGUUGAUUUGUAUCACAUCAAUGACUACCAUGGAUCUAUUGCGCCACUCUACCUUCUUCCACGGACCAUUCCAGCCUGCCUCUCACUUCACAACGCCGAGUUUCAAGGCCUUUGGCCCAUGAGAACUCGGCACGAGCGAGACGAGGUAUCUUCAGUCUUCAAUUUAUCAACGGAGCUCGUGCAACGAUACGUCCAAUUCGGCGAAGUCUUCAACCUCCUUCAUGCAGGGGCGUCCUAUCUUCGUCUUCAUCAGCAAGGUUUUGGAGCCGUUGGAGUGUCAAAAAAGUAUGGGAAGCGGUCCUAUGCAAGAUAUCCAAUUUUCUGGGGCCUGAAGAAGAUUGGUAAACUUCCCAAUCCUGACCCAUCCGAUACGGGAGAUUGGGACAAAAAACUUCCCAGAGAAGAAGAUAUCCAUAUCGAUCCUGCUUUUGAAGCGGCCCGUCCUGGAUUAAAACGCCAGGCGCAAGAAUGGGCGGGGUUAGAACAGAAUCCAAAGGCGGAACUUUUCGUUUUUGUUGGCCGUUGGUCAAUGCAAAAGGGGAUUGACCUAAUUGCAGAUGUGUUCCCUUCGCUACUGGAGUCGAACAAAGACAUUCAGCUCCUCACCGUUGGACCGGUCAUUGACUUGUACGGCAAGUUCGCAGCGAUGAAACUCGAUCGAAUGACGGAAUUAUACCCUGGAAGAGUUGUCUCUAAGCCAGUCUUCACCGCCCUCCCCCCUUUCAUCUUUUCGGGAGCAGAAUUUGCUCUGAUCCCAUCCAGAGAUGAGCCAUUCGGCCUUGUGGCUGUUGAAUUUGGACGAAAGGGUGCACUUGGAGUUGGUGCGCGAGUUGGCGGUCUAGGGCAGAUGCCAGGUUGGUGGUAUACUGUCGAAGCUACAACAACAGCACACUUGAUCCAUCAAUUCAAACUUGCAAUCGAGGAGGCCCUCAGCUCCAAACCUGAAGUUCGAGCCUUGAUGAGAGCACGAUCAGCACUUCAAAGAUUCCCAGUUGCCCAAUGGGUGGAAGAUCUUGAGAUUCUGCAAUCUACUGCUGUGCGAAUUCAUGACAAAGUCGAAGCUUCGAAGCGCCACUCGACUGUUAUCGAUCUUAUCAAACCACCCUCAAUAUAUUUCCCCCAUAGUGGGAUGAGUUCACCUGGAAUAUCUUCGCCCUCCGGAGCUCAUACUCCAGCUCUAUGGUCCCAUUCGCGCGGAGCGAGCCAUUCUGGCUUAUCCACGCUUGCUGCCCGAUUGAAGAAUAUAAGACACGGUCGAGAACCGCUCCACGACCUCAAUAAAGCAUCAAGUCCUGGCCUUGCAAGAUCCACCUCUCUAGGAUCCCAUCACGGACCUGGUCAUACAAAUGUUCGAGAUACUUUCGACCUUGACGGAACGAAGACUCCAGAAAUCCACUCACCUCUGGCGGAUGUUGAAGGUGAUGAUAUUGGAGUUCCUAGCCCUGGCCGAGGGCAUACCAACAUACCUCAUGCUACUCCGGAGGAAGAUUCUGAUGAGAGUGAUAUUGACGAAGAUGAGCACAUUACAAUGUCAACUGAGACGAGGGGCGGCUAUCACAGACUUGCAGUUGAGAAUGGCCACCAGACCCCACCACUGGUCUCUUCAGUGCGAGUGUCUCAGACUCCAAGUGUCGAAAUGAUGGUUCAUCCCAGACACCGACGUAGCCCUCUGGACAGUCCCGAAUCCCCAGAUCCUCCUCGUCCAGGCUCAGGUCUACUCGCAGCACCAACACCAGGUCUUGAUGAAGCGGGGACCCGGAUCUCUGCCAGCCCAUCUGUACUCUCAAUCAACUCAAUAGUGGGAGAGAAGACCGAUUUUAACCUUCAGAAGGUAGAUCCAUUCUUCACCGAUAGCAACGGAGAGUUCGCCAGAAAUUUUGAGAAGAAGCUUGACAGCCUGAAUGGUAAUAACUCGGAAACUACGAAUUGCAUCGAGGAGUUUCUCGUCAAGUCAGAAAAAUCCUGGUUCACAACAUUCAGAGAUGCCAAACUUGGUCGCAAUUACUAUACUCCAAGCGUUCACGAAUCACGCAAUGUUUCCGGAACCCCUUCGAUCAUCGGCCAGCGCAGUGAAUCAGGAAGUGACAGCCAAGACCACGAAUACGAUAGCAUUGCUGACGAAUUCCUGCUCGGGAAGGACUAUGUCCCACCAUCUGGCAUACGGAAAUGGAUGCAAAUCCGAGUAGGGGAUUGGCCUGUCUAUGCAUUUUUCAUGGCAUUUGGGCAGAUUAUUGCGGCCAACUCAUACCAGAUCACGCUACUGACAGGAGAGAUCGGUCAAACGGCGGAGAAGCUAUACAUCAUCGCAACCAUCUACCUCGUCACCUCGUUGUUCUGGUGGAUUCUCUUUCGACGGUUUAGCUCAAGGCUUUGCUUGUCACUCCCUUUUUUCUUCUACGGCCUAGCAUUUACACUGAUCGGUGUUGCGCAUUAUGCUAGCACCACCAACGGUCGAGGAUGGACCCAAAAUGUUGCGACUGGGUUCUACGCAGUUGCUUCAUCGUCUGGCUCGAUAUUUUUCGCCCUCAACUUUGGUGACGAAGGUGGGGCACAUGUGAAAGCAUGGGUUUUUCGGGCUUGCGUGAUCCAAGGUACUCAGCAGAUUUACGUGGUAGCACUCUGGUAUUGGGGAUCAUACCUGAAUCGCAGCCAAGCUGAUGGGAUAUUGGCCUCGACCAACCCGAUCACGAACUCCUGGAAGAUUACAGCGAUCUCAUUGCCAAUCGCCGUACUUCUCUGGUCUGUCGGAGUAGUGAUGUGGUUGGGAUUGCCCAAAUAUUACCGACAAGCACCUGGAACAAUGCCAAGCUUCUAUAAAAGCCUGGGACGACGGAAGAUUGUACUUUGGUUCUUCUUGACGGUGAUUAUUCAAAACUUCUUCCUAUCGGCGCCAUAUGGUCGCAACUGGGCAUUUCUCUGGAGCAGCCGUCACGCAUCAACGUGGCAGAUUGUUCUCCUGGUGAUUUUCUUCUUUGUCGCCGUCUGGGCUGGAAUCCUAUGGCUCUUCGGUAUGCUGUCCAAAUCGCACAGCUGGAUUCUCCCCAUGUUUGCCAUCGGUCUCGGAGCGCCUCGAUGGGCUCAAAUCUGGUGGGGCACCAGCAACAUCGGACUCCAUCUCCCUUGGGCAGGUAGCUAUACAGCAGGCGCAUUGGCAUCUCGGGCUUUGUGGUUAUGGCUUGGGACUUUGGAUGCUCUCCAGGGGGUAGGCCUAGGCAUGAUCCUACUUCAGACCUUGACACGGGUUCACAUUGCCUUUACACUGAUUAUGGCGCAAGUUCUGGGCUCUGUGGCAACAAUCGUGGCAAGAGCGUGCAGUCCCAACAAAAUAGGGCCUGGUCCUAUCAGUCCGGACAUCAGUGCUGGGUUUUCAAGCACCUUUCAGCCAUGGUUCUGGAUCGGACUCGUGGCUAAUUUGAGUAUCUGUGUGGGAUAUUUCAUGGUAAGCUCAAUCGGUGUUGGUUCGUUUUAAAAGUCACGAGUACUAACAAGAUACACAGUUUUAUCGCAAAGAACAGCUCAACAAGCCCUAGAACGUAUGAGAGACGUGAGAAAUGACAAUGUUAAGCAACAAUGACAAGGGUCAUGAAUUAUAACUAGACAGCUAGAUAGAGACGGCUAGCAGUGACCUGAUAUCAAUAUUCUAGUCUCGCAGCAUUUGUCCAUUCGAGUGCACAAGAUCGUGAGAAAGUGGUCAAUCAAGUUGAAGAAUGUGUAUUUAUUUCUAGCGGAAUUGAUGUCUUCAAUUCUCCUGAGAUACUUACCUACUAAAUACCUAUCUAACAUGUCUACGUAUCUACGGUUUUGCCUGGUGAUAGCAGCAGAAACACACAUGUAUGUCAAUCUACUCUAGCAUGGAUGAUAUAAUCGAUCAAGGAUAGCAGUUCCUUGGGACCGAAUUCUUGCACGCAACACGAAAGCUCACGUGGUCUCAGUCCAUUGUGAUCGAAGGUGAAGGGGGCAUACAGCGACAUGUCACGUGCGGAAGCUCAAGGUCAGGGGUUGCCAUGAUUCCUUCAAAAGGGAUAGACUGUCUGCUUCUACACAAUUCUAUGGAUCUUUGCUUCAAUUCAUUACAUCAGGUCGAAUU
Molecule: messenger RNA, 9265 nt
Organism: Exophiala mesophila
Lineage: Eukaryota; Fungi; Ascomycota; Eurotiomycetes; Chaetothyriales; Herpotrichiellaceae
Exons: 4
Coding region: 1304-8647 (2447 amino acids)
Biological process (GO): fungal-type cell wall (1->3)-alpha-glucan biosynthetic process
Cellular component (GO): fungal-type cell wall
Molecular function (GO): alpha-1,3-glucan synthase activity
Source: RefSeq, a predicted model, not a curated record